UGCUAAUGCUCUGUUGAAAGAACAGGAGGCGUGUGGCGUCACUGUGGUGCAUUAGCAUUUGGCUAACCGGAAUUAACCCGUUUAUAUUUGUGGACAGUAAAACAGCAGCCGUGCCCCGACGCGCUCCCACCCCCAGCGGUGCCGUCAUGUGGCAGGAGGCCCGCAAACACGAGCGCAAGCUCCGUGGCAUGAUGGUGGACUACAGGCGCCGUGGUGAGCGCCGGAGAGAGUACUAUGAGAAGAUAAAAAAAGAUCCGGCCCAGUUUCUCCAGGUUCACGGCCGAAACUACAAGAUCCAUCUGGAUCCUGCUGUGGCGCUGGCUGCAGAGAGCCCUGCAAACAUGAUGCCCUGGCAGGGAGACGCCAACAACAUGAUUGACAGAUUUGAUGUCAGGGCACACCUGGACUACAUCCCGACCUACACCCCACCUCUGCUCAGCACAUCCACCCCAGAGCAGGAGCUGGAGGAGAGGAAGUGCAAUUAUGAACGCUACAGAGGUCUGGUACAGAAUGACUAUGCCAACAUCUCAGAGGAGCAGUGUUUAUACCAGAUCUACCUGGACGAGCUCUACGGUGGCCUGUCCAAACCUAACGAGGAGGAGAAGAAGAAGCUGGCAGAGAAAAAAGUUGCCAUCGGUUACACUUAUGAAGACAGCACGUUGCAGGAGCCUAACUCCCAGUCAGACAAAGAUGAAGAUAAUUCAGAGAACAGUGAAUCUGAGGAGGAUGAAGGCAUCCCUGAUAUCGAUGUGGAGGUCGAUGUUGAUGAGCUGAACCAGGAACAGCUGGUGGACCUAAACAAAGUUGCAACCCCUUAUGGAAUGGCCGAAGGAGACUUUGUCAGGAUGUUGCAGAAAGACAAGGAGGAAGUGGAAGCUAUUAAACACGCCAAAGCUCUGGAGGCAGAGAGGGCCAUGUACUCUGGCCGUCGCUCUCGCAGACAGAGGAGGGAGUUUAGAGAAAAAAGACUAAAAGGGAGACAGAUCAGCCCACCGAGCUAUGCCAGAAGAGACAGCCCAACAUACGAUCCUUACAAACGGCCAGAGUCAGAAUCCAGCUCCGAGUCCCGGUCCCGGUCUCGGUCUUGCACUCCUGGUCCUGAGAAGAUCACGUUCAUCACCAGCUUCGGAGGCAGCGAUGACGAAGCUGCAGCGGCGACACAAACGGCCGCUCCUCACGCUGGCCACGCCCCCUCCAGCUUGCAGCACUCUGCAGGUCAUAGCAGGGGCUCCCGGAGACGAAGGUCGUCUUCAAGUCGCUCCCCGUCAUCCUCGUCUCGCUCCUCGUCUCGGUCUUCCUCCCGGUCAUCUUCCCGUUCGCGUCGUGCCCGACGGGGACGCGGGAGAAGAGAUGGGCGCCGAUCGCGUAGUCGUUCGCGGUCCAGACGGCGUUCCAGAUCUCGCUCAAGAGGUAGAGGAGGAUCCUGGAGGAGACGUGAGCGCACAAGAUCACGGUCCAACGACCGGGCCAGAGACAGGGAUAAAGACAGGGAUAGAGACAGGGACAGGAGACGAUACUCAGCGCGCAGACGAACACGGUCCCGCUCCAGCUCACGACAGGGCGGUGGUUCGAGGCAGAGAGGUUGGAGCAGUGGGGGGUACCGUCGGAAAGAAAGUGGCAGCCGCAGUCCCUCUCCUUCUCCCAGCCGUCAACAACACAGCCCCUCUCCUGCUCACAGAGGGUUCCAGCCUGCUACCAACUCCGUCUCUGACAAGCUGAGAAAGCCUGACACUGCGGGUGGUAAAGAGACGGGAGCCUCCAAACCCAAGCUGACGCCUCAGGAGCGGCUGAAGCUCCGAAUGCAGAAAGCGCUCAACAAGCAGUCCAAGGCGGAUAAGAAAGCUGCUCAGGUGAAGAUCCAGCAGCAGGAGCACAAGCGGCAGGAGCGAGAAGGAGAGCUACGAGCCAUGGCACGCAAAAUCCGUAUGAAGGAACGAGAACGGCGCGAGAAGGAGCGGGACGAAUGGGAAAAGCAGUAUGGCCGACAGAGCCACUCACCUUCUCCCUCCAAAUACAGCCGAGAAUCCAACUCAUACAAAAGAAGGUCACGAUCUCGAUCACGGAGUCCAUAUUCCAGAUACUGACGUAAGAAGUGGAAAAUGCGUCGUGUCUUACAGAACCUUUAGUUGACUUUUCAUCAGCGGCGACACUGUCCAGCUGGAGCCUCUUACACAAAAACAUAAAGACGGACUGUGUAAACAGUAAACAUCGACUGUGAUCCAAUAAUUAGAGAAGAUUUCUUCAAGCUGCUCUUUUUAUUUCAGCUUCUCUGAUAAAAUGCUCAUUUUCUUCACCUCUGCAUGUUCCCUCUUCCCUCUGUGGUCACGUUCUUGGGAGCUAGUUCAUCGUCAAAGUGUGAAAAACUAAAGCAACACCUGAACUUCACCUUCUCUUCCCAACACAAUGCCCCCACACUAUUUACAUUUCUGUAACAGGAAAUACCAAAAGUACGAAUUGUUUGAACAAGGCUCAUUUAUUCUUCAAAUAGGUAUAAAUAAUUAAAACCACUGUGCAGAUGAGGAUUUAGUCUGCAUUUAAUCAGCUGUUUAUUGCUCUUUUUGUACUCUGUCCUCAGC
Nematolebias whitei (Rio pearlfish) is the source of this 2576-nucleotide messenger RNA. Its product is annotated as CLK4-associating serine/arginine rich protein. The record is from RefSeq and is a predicted model, not a curated record. The transcript has 21 exons. NCBI's taxonomy places the organism in Eukaryota, Metazoa, Chordata, Actinopteri, Cyprinodontiformes, Rivulidae. The coding region runs from base 147 to 2084 and encodes 645 amino acids.